Messenger RNA from Penicillium longicatenatum, 348 nucleotides. RefSeq lists its product as uncharacterized. The transcript is spliced from 2 exons. Lineage: Eukaryota; Fungi; Ascomycota; Eurotiomycetes; Eurotiales; Aspergillaceae. The coding region runs from base 1 to 348 and encodes 115 amino acids. The record is from RefSeq and is a predicted model, not a curated record.
AUGCCAGCCAUGUUUCGCAGAACCUCUGACUUUUUCAAACACUUCAACCAACGGCAUGACUCAGUUCACUCAGACAAGCCUGUCCUGGAGUCCCACAAUUCGAGUGCGAGAUCUUCCCAUGCCGAUUUGACAGUCGAGAGCACACCCCUGGCUCCUGCCGAUACCCCACAUCCUAAGAAACAACGACUCUGGAGCUUUGGCCACCAAGACGAAGACGAAAGGGAGAAGCGACGCCUGGAGCGAGAGGAGCGGGAGCGCGCUGAUUUUGCCGCUACGAGACGGUACGCCAGUGCUCGGCGACGCAGCAACGGUGCUGGGAUCGGCUUUGAAGGAGGAUGGCAGGGCUAG